Sinocyclocheilus rhinocerous is the source of this 677-nucleotide messenger RNA. RefSeq names its product protein kinase C and casein kinase II substrate protein 3-like. The transcript has 3 exons. The record is from RefSeq and is a predicted model, not a curated record. The coding region runs from base 236 to 472 and encodes 78 amino acids. NCBI's taxonomy places the organism in Eukaryota, Metazoa, Chordata, Actinopteri, Cypriniformes, Cyprinidae.
GGUAUGAUCAAUAGUAAUAGCGAUGUUUGUCUUAGCAAGAACCAUCAACUGUAGUUGAUGUUAGCUCUAUUUUUUAAAUAUACACUUCCUUGUGCACAAAUAAACCUGUCCUGACAGAGUAUGUGGGAAAUCCCCAUGCAGAUUUCGAGCCCUGUACCGAGACCUCGGCCAGACCAUCAACACAGCCAAUGACGCGGAGGACCUCAGGUGGUGGAGGAACACCCAUGGGCCAGGAAUGAGCAUGAAUUGGCCACAGUUUGAGGAGUGGUCACCAGAAGCAAACCGAUCCAUCAGUCGAAGAGAAAGAAACAGUCAUUCUGAUGACGUGGUCACUCUGACUAAUAUUGUCUCAGCAGGAGACGAACCCCCGAAGACUCCACAGGAAACUACAAGGUGGCUUGAGGCGGAUGGCUAUUACGAGAACCUAAGUGGCUAUGCACCGGGAGUGUCAGUGCAACUUUUUUUUUCUUGACCUCCUCUCUCGGAGUACAGACAACAGCUCUGUUCUAAAACCUAGUUAGCAGCCUACCUAGACAGUAUUUUAAGGAAUCAUGGAUGCACUCCUGACACAAAGGUUGUUACAAAAGUGGGUAUUAUGCAGUAGUGAUAUGCUGAAAUUCCAGCUAUUGAAACAUUUCGGCAAGAAAAGGCCAAAAUGGUUCUGGAGGGCCAAAAUC